Exophiala dermatitidis NIH/UT8656 is the source of this 1233-nucleotide messenger RNA. RefSeq names its product methionyl aminopeptidase. NCBI's taxonomy places the organism in Eukaryota, Fungi, Ascomycota, Eurotiomycetes, Chaetothyriales, Herpotrichiellaceae. The transcript has 3 exons. The record is from RefSeq and is a predicted model, not a curated record. Gene Ontology annotation, molecular function: metalloaminopeptidase activity. Bases 1 to 1233 code for a protein of 410 amino acids. Gene Ontology annotation, biological process: proteolysis.
AUGGACCAAGCAGCCGCACAGCCGCGCAAAUGUCCUGGCGUCAACUGCGAGAAUGAUGCCUCAACUCUACAAUGUCCCAAGUGCAAAGAGGCGGGAGUGGAUAGUUUCUUCUGCUCGCAAGAAUGUUUCAAGCGGAGUUGGGCUGAGCAUAAGACCGUCCAUAAGAGUACGAACCCCCUACGCAACUUUUUCCCUCCGAAUGUUGUGUCUAAAGUUGAUCCAGAAAGCGGCCACUUCAACCCAUUCCCCACGUAUCCUUUCACCGGCUCGUUACGACCUGUCUACCCCCUCUCUCCGAAGCGGGAAGUCCCCAAGUCGAUACCAUGGCCCGAGUGGGCGAAGGACGGCAUCCCCAGAUAUCCAUAUGUGAGGAAAAACAACAUCCAGGCCUUGGAUGAGAAAGGGAUUGCGGGCAUGCGCAAGGUGUGCAGGCUAGCAAGAGAAGUUCUCGACAUUGCCGCCGCGGCUGCGAAACCAGGUGUGACGACCGACUAUAUCGAUGAGAUUGUGCAUAAGGCCUGCAUAGAACGAAACUCGUACCCUUCGCCCUUGAACUACAACCAUUUCCCGAAAUCGGUGUGCACCUCACCAAACGAGGUCAUCUGUCACGGCAUCCCAGAUCAGCGAGUCCUGCUGGACGGCGACAUCCUCAACAUCGACGUGACGCUUUACCAUGAAGGCUACCAUGGCGAUUUGAAUGAAACCUACUACAUCGGCGACAAGGCCAAAGCCGACCCUGACAAUGUGCGCCUCGUCGAGACCACGCGGCAAUGUCUUGACAAGGCCAUCGCGCACGUGAAGCCCGGCGUCAAAAUUGCCGACUUUGGCGACAUCAUCGAAAAGCACGCCAAGUCCCAGAAUCUGAGCGUGGUCAAAACUUAUUGUGGCCACGGCAUCAACUCGCUGUUCCACUGCGCACCCAACGUCCCGCACUACGCGAAGAACAAGGCCGUGGGCAAGUGCAAGGCGGGCAUGACUUUCACCAUCGAACCCAUGAUCUGUCUGGGCAGUUACAGGGACAAGACGUGGCCGGACGACUGGACGGCAGUGACUUCGGACGGCAGCCGAUCCGCACAGUUUGAACACACCAUGCUGGUGACUGAAGAUGGCGUCGAGGUGUUGACUGCCCGUCUGCCUAACUCGCCUGGUGGGCCUAUUCCCUUUCCCCCUGCGGCAACCAACGGCGAGGCCACGAACGGGGCGGUUACCAACGGGGAAGCCGUCAAGGCUUGA